Mollisia scopiformis is the source of this 1423-nucleotide messenger RNA. RefSeq lists its product as uncharacterized. Bases 264 to 1166 code for a protein of 300 amino acids. The transcript has a single exon. NCBI's taxonomy places the organism in Eukaryota, Fungi, Ascomycota, Leotiomycetes, Helotiales, Mollisiaceae. The record is from RefSeq and is a predicted model, not a curated record.
GAACCAACAUCGAGAUAUAAGUACGUUCUCUUAUGGCCGCAAUGCUACGUUGUUAAGGUUGCGGCGUAGGUAAAGCGCUAUUGAUUUGAGAAAGCGGAAGUCAUAUGGAUCCUUAUCGAGGACGGCCUCCAAAGCACGCCUAGCGAUAACUACCUAGGUAAUGUAUCAAUACAGAAACGAGAACCCCGCAUCGAUAGAAACGUUCACUCUCACCUUGAUUCUACCUUUUCACCAAUUUUUCCAUCACAGCAACGAUAGGCAGUAUGGAGAACCUCUCGCUACAGGACAAUGUGGAUCAAGAGCGCCGAACUAGGAUUGAGUCCGCACUCCAACAGUACCGCGAGACAGUAUCACAGCACAACGUCACCUUAAUCCGCGCUUAUGUUCGAGCUGUAGCAGCGCAACCUGUUCCAGGGAAUUGGUCAGAAGAUACAGCCCAAACAAUGCGCAUGCGAGAAUGCAGUCGUGCACUGCGAAUCCAGUUUCCCGAGUCCGUCUCUCCACAACAAUUGCUUGACGACGACAACGUGAUCGCUGAGCUUGUGCGAACCAAAUACCUAGAAGGCGUCUCGUCCUAUCCCGUCAACCUAGAACAGCGAGAGGAAUAUUUCGCGAAAGUCGGCACCCGCGUCCGAGAAAUCAUUGAUGUAGCGGAGUUUCCUCCAGCGGAUCUGGCCUACCUUUGUACAUUGGUGAGCGGUAUUACGGGUCCCGGACUUUCCUACCACCAUGAUGCGCAGGUAUUCGAUUUUAUUUCGCCGAUCAAGCAUGCUCAGAUGGUGGAUGAAAUGGCACAAGCCGUCAUCGUGCCCAUCCGGUACGAUUACUCAGGCAGCGCUGAUCAAACAACGGAUCAGUUGACGUUCGUAUGGGAGGAAUGGAACAUUGCGGUUGCGUUCCAGAUUGGCAGUGGUCCACAGACUGGUGGAUCUUUUGCGUUGUAUUGCCGUCGUGUAGAGGCAAAUGAUGAACCGUUCAAGUGGAGGUACGGCAUUCACGUCGAUCACUGGGGGAGCGAGGUCUACGAUAGUGUCGAGGAGUUUCUGGGCUUUUACGGUCACUUCAAAGAACAGACCGAGCAAGACAUUGUACGUGAUAUGAGACCUGUGACGGGAAGUGGUAGGGGUGGAAGAGGAACAGGUGGACGAGGAGCAGGAGGAAUGUGAUAAGGAGCUGUCAAUUGCCAUUCAUCUGACGAUUCUGCAAUUCUGCUGCUUUAUACUAUAACAUUCCUGUCACGUACUCUGCCAAACUAUAUAGGCUUGCCAGUCCAGCUGCACGAGAUGAAUGCAGCAUCUUUAUCUCGAGUAGGUAGUAUGAAACAAGGUGGCACAAUACAAAGAAUCCACCUCCCGUCAUUGGAGAACGUAUCGACAGUUUUCCGGGGAGUCGAUGGCGAGCAAGUCCGUCUAGUACACAGACA